CAUGCAGAGACGGUUAUUUCACGCGUAGUUAGCUCUAAAUUGGCCAGAAAAUGACCUCGGCCGGGCGAACCAUAUGGUGUAGGGCAGUCCUGAAUUAUCAAAUUUACUCGUCAUUGUUCCGGAGUCAAAUUGGAUAUUUGUCCCGUCAGAUAUUUGUCCUGAUACUGCUUGUGGGUUUCCAGUACACCUAAAAGAAGACAAGUGCUUUACAAACUUGUGGUACAUUACAAUUGUCAAGGAGAAUUCCGGCGAAUAUUGUCUAGAGGGAUCGCGCUGUGGAGGAUUAAAUCCUAACAAAACCCGAACCUUAACCCUGCAAAAGCGCAGUACAUCAUCUGGCAAUUAUUUGACAAGGAAGUUAUUUGACGUGAUAGCGGGCACCGAGGACACAGCAUACGCUUAGGUUGACAGAAGUCCUUCUUGGUUCCAAGCCGCAAGGAAGCACCAUGGCUGGGGGAAAACAUAGACCGUGCCUUGAACUGGUCUUUAUAUGCUGUUUGUCACUUCUACGCGUGGUUUCAUCCCGGGAACACGGUGAGAAGAGACUUCUCCUGGAGGGAGACGUGAUCCUGGGUGGCCUGUUCCCGCUACACGAGCCCGGGCCGGACGGGACGUGCGGGCAUGUGUCGGUACCCGGGGUUCAGGCUCUGGAGGCCAUGCUGUUUGCCAUCGACCAAGUCAACAGAGAUGGCAAGAUACUACCAGGCAUCAGUCUAGGCGCUCAUAUACUUGACACGUGCAAGGAUCCGUUACGGAGUGUGCAGGGAGCCAUGACGUUUGUACACCGGGAUAGAGGGCCAGAUGACGCCUUCUGUGCUGACGGUUCUAGGCCUCAUCACGGCCGCAAACACAAACAACCGGUCUGUGUCAUUGGGCCCACCAGUCGCACCGAGGCCGUAAAAGUGGUCGCCGAGCUUCUGGGGUUAUUCAAGGUGCCUCAGAUCUCCUUCUCGCCCGACACCUCGGGUCUCCUACCGGAGUUUGAGUACUUUUUCCAGUCGGCGCCAUCAGAGACAAAUCAGGCCGCCGUCUUGGCCGACAUCGUGCAGGAGUUAGGCUGGAACUACGUGUCUCUGGUCGUCUCUGAGGGGAGGUACUACGAACAGAACGCAGAUGCCUUUCUAGAGGAGGCUAAGAAGUCUGGAAGAGGUAUUUGCAUGGCAACUUACCAGAAGAUUCCACGAGAUGCGGGUGCAGCUGACAUGGACCGGGUUAUAGAAGGGCUGUUGCAGCACGCACGUGCGGUGGGAGUGGUGGUGUUCAGUACCGACAGACAGGCCAGCAGUCUUUUCUCUGCCGCUGAAAGGAUGGGCGCUGUGAAUCACUUUGUGUGGCUUGGCGGGGAGACCUGGCACAGAGAUGACGUCCUGACGUCCAGUUGUGGGGAGAGCGUUAUCACUCUCGCCCAUGACCGUGAGUCGGAACAGCUGGAAGAGUUUGCAAAGUACUUCUCCAAGCUUAGACCGCAUAACAACAAGAGGAACCCGUGGUUUGGAGAGUACUGGGAGCAUCACGUCCAGUGCGUUUCCGAGUCACUGUCGCAAGGGGGCGUAGGUGAACCUUGCACAUGUACAGGUGAAGAGGAUAUCACAGUGUCUCAACACAAGUGGGUACGUGGAGUGCAGGAUGCGGUCUCAGUUGUAACCAGUGCGUUACACGACAUGCAUGAGGAGGUGUGCCCCCGCGGACGCCAUGGCCACCGCCUGUGUCCGCAGAUGGAGAACCUGGAUACAGAACUCCUGAUGAACUUCAUCGCCAACGUGACGUUUGGAGUGGCUCAUGGUGAAGAGGUAACCUUUGACUCCACACGGAUCACUCCGCUCUCGCUUCCCGAACGAUACAACAUCUUCUCCGUCCACACCAAAGGCGGGAACACUCGCUUUCGACCCGCUGGGCAAUGGAACGGCUUUUCUUCCAACCCUCUUGAUCUCAACCCGCAACACAUACACUGGCCAGGGCACGCUAGGGAGAAUGAGACCAACACUUCUUCUCCAGGCGAUGAAGAAGGGACAGUUUUUUCAGAAGAAGGCAUCCCGAAGUCGGUGUGCAGCGAUCCGUGCUCCCUCGGUGAGAGAAAGGUGACCCAGCGUGGAGACUCCUGCUGUUGGGUGUGUGUGCGGUGUGCACAGGGAGAAUACCUAAAGGAUGACGUCACGUGCGAGGCCUGUCCCGAGGGACACUUGGCCAAUCACGACUUUUCAGCCUGUGAACCGACCAAUGAGAACGAGGAUGCUGGUGACAUAGAUGAUUAAAAAUAUGCUAUUGGUGAUGAACUUCUGUUAUCAC
Branchiostoma floridae (Florida lancelet) is the source of this 2286-nucleotide messenger RNA. RefSeq names its product metabotropic glutamate receptor 4-like. NCBI's taxonomy places the organism in Eukaryota, Metazoa, Chordata, Leptocardii, Amphioxiformes, Branchiostomatidae. The transcript has 8 exons. The record is from RefSeq and is a predicted model, not a curated record. Bases 447 to 2252 code for a protein of 601 amino acids. Gene Ontology annotation, cellular component: membrane. Gene Ontology annotation, molecular function: group II metabotropic glutamate receptor activity. Gene Ontology annotation, biological process: regulation of synaptic transmission, glutamatergic; G protein-coupled glutamate receptor signaling pathway.